Molecule: messenger RNA, 1272 nt
Organism: Brachypodium distachyon (stiff brome)
Lineage: Eukaryota; Viridiplantae; Streptophyta; Magnoliopsida; Poales; Poaceae
Exons: 6
Coding region: 30-821 (263 amino acids)
Source: RefSeq, a predicted model, not a curated record
CUAGAAUUGCAUGCACAUGCUUUCCACCGAUGCAAUUAGAACUAAGUCUUUUCCGCGCAAUUGGAGUUAAGUCCUUCCGGCAGGCCAUUUUGACCAUUGUUUUUGGAGGGGGGCUAUUUUUGUCACAAACGUUGGUCGGGGGGACAUCGUCGCUCGUCCGUGCUCUCAAUUCUGCUGCGGGUCGACGGCCGCGGGGUUCCCCGAUGGCGGAGGACUCAGGCGCCAUCCUCCGCCACAUUUCCUCCCUCAAGGACAUGCUCGACAAGGUCAAUGAAGAGAUCGAACAGAAUAUCCAAAGGACCAGGGAAAUGGAGUCCGAAAUAGCGAAGCAUUCUUACACUGAAAAGGACUAUCUCGUGAAGGAGUCUGAACUGAUGAAAGGCGUAUCAGUUGCUGAGUUUGAACUUGAUGGGCUUAUGCAAGUGGCAGGUGCUGGAACAGAUUCACUUAAAGUGAUGGAAGGCAAUUUGGAAUUCCAGAAAGCUACUCUAAAUGAAAUUAGAAAACGAUUCUCUGAUAAAAUGGAAAGGUUCAUCGCUGACUCCAAGGGCUUCCAAGCUAACAUAUUUGGAGGUUCGAACGAUGAUUUGCACGUCCUGCUCAAGGAAAAAGAUUCACUAGAGGAUGAGAGUGAGAACUUGUGGUUGAAAAUCAACACUAUACAAAGUUCAUCAACGGCAUACAUUGUUGAGAUUCUGGAGGAGGUAAAUAUGGAGAAUUCAGUUUUGGAGUCUGAGUUACAGUACAAGAUUUCAGAAUAUGUGGAUGUUCUCAAGGAUAUAAACAACCUGAAGAUUCUAUUUAGUUCAAUCAAUUCUUAAGAAGGGCUGUCACCUUGCAGUAUGCUACUCUGGUCUGGCCAAAGGGGAAGCUAUCAAGAAUCUUUAUUACGCUCAAUGCAUAUAGCCUGUACACAUUCUUGUCUCAAGAAGGAGGCUGCACCAACUUCCGUACCAAUUUGCUGCACUAAACCAUGCAUGAUAUAGUGUUAGUUAUACGUAUGUACUGUAGGUUUUAAACUUAGGAAUUGUAGGGCAAUGACAGGAAUGCAGCUCGAAAGAAACAGCAAAGUCGAAGGAAUAAAAUGCUAAAAGCGCUUCUGAUGGAUUGUGAGGAACUGUUAAGAAUGGAAUAGUACAUGUUAGCGGAAAUUCAUUUGCCACUACAAAAGAAUGAAUGUGCGCUCCCUUGUAUGCCCAUGCAAACUACCUCCAUAUUUAUUCUGCACCAGAUUAUAUCCAGGAAUUCAUAAUUUACCACUGUUCAGGAUCA